UUCUUAUGCUUUCAUUUAAUGAUUUCGACAUAUGUUUUAACAAUCAAUGAAUUGGAGUUUAAAAAUAACGUCGAUGUAAAGAAAGCGUUUACUCUUGACGACAUCAUAUCAAAUGCUUAUAGCAGCGAUACAUUUAAUGGUACCUGGAUAUCAGAAACGGAAAUUUUUUACCGAGUCGAUGAAUUACUUCUGAAAUUUGAUGUAACAAUACAGAAGAGCGAUAUUGUCAUGAGGAACAGACUAUUUGAAGAGUCGGACAAUCUAGAAUUCUUCCUCUCCUCGGAUAAUAAUUACUUGCUUAUACGUAAUACGUCGCAAAACAUUUACAGACACUCGUCUCUCAGUCAAUACAGCAUUUGCAAUAUAAAAACCGAGUCGAUCGUAGCAGUGGCCGAUGGCCAACUACUCUCAACAGCUAUAUGGGCACCAAAGGGCAGUGCACUCGUCUACGUACUCAACAACGACAUCUAUUAUCACCAGCUAAUCGGAGAGGCUGUGGAAACGCGACGGUUGACGUUCGAUGGCAAGCAUCAAGAGAUAUACAAUGGCGUUCCCGAUUGGGUUUACGAAGAAGAGGUAUUGGCUUCGGAUACUGCCAUGUGGAUUUCUCCUACCGGUGAAUAUCUUGUCUUUGCCACCUUCAAUGAUACUCAAGUUUUGGAAUCUAUAAUUUUAAGAUACGGCAAACCCGGAGACUUGAGCGAUCAAUAUCCAGUGGAAGAAAAGUUUCGAUAUCCAAAGGUUGGAACCCCUAAUCCCGAGGUCACAUUGAACUUAAUUGAUUUGACGGAUCACGGAUCGCCAUUAAUUUCUUUGAAGAUUCCUGUCGAUAUCGUUGGACCGGAGGCAAUACUGUUCGCGGUGAGGUGGUUCGACCCGAAGACGUUCGUGGCGACUUGGACAAAUCGAGUACAGAAUCUUUCACAGAUUGUGAGUUACUCGGUGAACGGAGAUUGGCAGCCUCUAUUUUCCGAAGAGGAACCUAACGGCUGGCUUUUGUCUACCGACGAAGCGCCCAUACAUCACAAUGGAUAUGUGCUAAUACGCCAGCCGAAGCCGAUUGUGAAUACGAACCUCGGCUCGUUUAUCCACGUCAUUCGCUAUCGUCUGCUGAACGGUGUCCUGGAUCACGAGACCGACCUGACGCCCGGAGCCACUUGGGUACACGCGCUACACGGUGUCAACGAUGUGAAACGCGUAGUUUACUACACGGCGAGUCCGGUAGGGAAAUCUUCCGAGAAACAUCUGUAUGCAGUAAGCCUCGAGACACCCGAGGACUCGAUAUCCGAGCCUAAUUGCCUCUCUUGUCAACUCAAGACUCCCGAAGGUAACCAGUGUAGCUAUGUAAGCUCGGUAUUGUUUUCGACGGAUUUCUCGCACUAUGUGCUGACGUGCUCGGGUCCCGAUCCAGCUAUUAUUAAGGUCUACGACCUCGAUGGGACGGAACUGUACACCUGGACCGCUAAUUCAGAACUACGACAUAUGCUAGACAAGCGAAUAUUACCUGAGCAAAGAGAUUUGCAUAUCAACUCACAUGGCUUUGAAGCCAAGGUGAGACUAUUCCUACCCGAAGAUUUCAAUUCAUCCGCACAAUAUCCCAUGCUCGUCAAUGUAUACGCUGGACCCGGUAGUCAAAGGAUCAAUGAUGGCUUUUCCGUUGGAUUCGAAUCGUACAUGACGACAAACAGACACGUGGUAUAUGCAUUGAUAGACGGGCGAGGCAGUGUUUCUAAAGGCACAGCGAUACUGUUCGCGGUUUAUCGUAAUCUUGGGAGUGCCGAGAUAGAGGAUCAAAUAACCGUUACCAGAAAAUUGCAAGAGAAAUAUCCUUGGAUUGAUAAGAAUAGAACGGCUAUUUGGGGUUGGAGCUAUGGUGGAUAUUCUACGGCUAUGGUCUUGACGAAAGACUACGAUAAUGUUUUUAAGUGUGGGAUAUCAGUCGCACCCGUUACCAAUUGGAUUUAUUAUGACUCGAUCUAUACGGAACGAUUCAUGGGUUUACCUACUGUCAAAGACAAUCUGAAAAACUACGAAACCAGCUCAGUCCUGAGUCGCGUGAAGAAAUUGGCCGACAAGAAAUACAUGCUCGUGCACGGUACCGGGGACGACAACGUCCACUUCCAACAGUCGAUGGCUAUGGCUAAGGAGCUUACCGAAGCCGACAUCCUUUUCGACCAGGUUUCCUAUGCCGACGAGCCACACUCGCUCUACCGGGUUACCAAGCACUUGUACCACACGAUGGAUAAUUUUUGGACCGAGUGUUUCGAUUAUUGAGCAACAUGCUCUCGGAAUAUGUGACUGGCUGUGGUUCGUCAAGUGACGUCAGGUUUUAUUGAAAAGACAUUGAUAAUAAUGUGUUUCAUCUCGGCUCAACUUUUACAACCUAUAGCUAUUAUUUUACAAAAUUUGAGCAAAUCAAAAAAAAAAAAAAAAACAAACA
Messenger RNA from Ceratosolen solmsi marchali, 2440 nucleotides. RefSeq names its product venom dipeptidyl peptidase 4. Gene Ontology annotation, cellular component: plasma membrane. Gene Ontology annotation, biological process: proteolysis. The record is from RefSeq and is a predicted model, not a curated record. The coding region runs from base 19 to 2274 and encodes 751 amino acids. Gene Ontology annotation, molecular function: serine-type peptidase activity; dipeptidyl-peptidase activity. Lineage: Eukaryota; Metazoa; Arthropoda; Insecta; Hymenoptera; Agaonidae. The transcript has 12 exons.